UUAAUUACAAUUGGGGCGAUUAAAACCCCCACUAUCCUUAGAAAAUAACCCGCUAAUAUUUUGGGACGAUUAAAACCCCCACUAUCCAUAAAAAAAUAAACUAAAAAUAUUUUGGACGCUGAAUAAACCCUCAAAUAUAUUAAUUUCUCCGCCUCAAAAUCCCUCUUUUAUCGUAGUCGAUAACCUCUCUCUCAAAAUCCCUCAUUCCACUCUUCAAUAAUAUGUCCGUUAAUGAUCCAGCGACAACCACAUCUAAGCGGUGACGACUGUAGCUCUUCAGUGACUUCAGCAGUCAGCAACGACGACAUUCUCUUGUUUGAGAUGGUUGAGACUGGACAUAAGCCUGGAUGAGCAGAACUUUAUCUUGUUACUCAUAAAAAAGAAGAUGGAUCAUAAGUUAAUGAAACGGCAAAAGAGAUUUGUUAAGUCAAAGCACAAUGAAAGAGUGUGAAGUUUCUCCAAAUGAUGCUGUUGGUAAGGUGCUAGGAAAAGAGCAUUCUAGAAGGGUGAGGUACUUGAGACGAGGAGCUGUUCCUAGCAGAUCAUUUAAACAAAUACGUCCUCAUUUUGGUGGUAUGAAUUCUUCAAGUAGUAACAGUUCAUGUCCAUCCAAUUGCCAAGAAAACUACAUUCAAAUGUUAAAUGCUCAAAAACAAAGUCAAGAGAACUACAAAGAAAUGGUAAAUUCUCACAAUUUAAUAAUGAAUGCUUUCAAGGCAUAUAUGAUAAUGAAAGAAGGCACAAUACCUGAACAGUUUACAGGAUUUUUCACUUCUAUGCCAAGUGAUGUCUCUAGUGAACCUCUUUUGAAUGUGAAUGGAAGAUCAUCUGGUGAUAGUUAUUCUAGCGAUGAUCAUUGAAAUUU
Capsicum annuum is the source of this 865-nucleotide messenger RNA. RefSeq lists its product as uncharacterized. The record is from RefSeq and is a predicted model, not a curated record. Lineage: Eukaryota; Viridiplantae; Streptophyta; Magnoliopsida; Solanales; Solanaceae. The coding region runs from base 438 to 860 and encodes 140 amino acids. The transcript has 4 exons.